Messenger RNA from Auanema sp. JU1783, 747 nucleotides. Lineage: Eukaryota; Metazoa; Nematoda; Chromadorea; Rhabditida; Rhabditidae. The record is from the annotation of a GenBank genome assembly.
AUGUUCUUAACUAGAAGUGAGUACGAUAGAGGAGUGAACACCUUCUCUCCAGAAGGACGCUUGUUCCAAGUUGAAUAUGCUAUCGAAGCUGUUAAGUUGGGUUCUACUAGUAUUGGGAUCAAAACCAAUGAAGGUGUUCUCUUAGCUGCUGAAAGACGUUCAACUUCCAAACUUAUGGUGAACGAUGCUAUCGAAAAAAUCAGUAAAGUUGAUGAACACAUCGGUGUCACUUUCGCUGGCCUGAUCGCUGAUUCCAGAACUCUUGUAGAAAGGGCUCAGAUUGAAGCUCAAAACUUCUGGUUCACAUACAACAGAAAAAUCCGUGUUGAGGAUGUCACCCAAUCGGUCGCUAAUUUGGCUCUCCAAUUCGGAGACGAUGAUGCUAAGGCUUCAAUGUCUCGUCCUUUCGGUGUAGCCAUGCUUUUCGCUGGAGUUGACCAAGAUGGACCCAGACUUUUCCAUCUCGACCCCUCUGGUACUUUCAUCAACUGUAAAGCCAAGUCCAUUGGAGCAGCUAGUGAUGGAGCCGAACAAAACUUGAAAGAUCAAUACCAUGAUGAUAUGACUUUGAAGGAAGCCCUUAAGGUCUCGUUGGCUAUUCUUAAGCAGGUCAUGGAGGAGAAGUUAAACUCAGCCAAUGUUGAAGUUGUGGUAAUUAAGCCUAAAGAGGAUGAGAAAGGACGACAAAUCGGAACAUUCGAGCGUAUUACCAAUACAGAGUUGGAUGAAGUCAUUGGCUCUUUAUAA